GCACGACCAACUCCUCCUCCACAGCCUCUCUCUCUCUCUCAUCAAAUCCACGAGCUUUCUCUCUCUCUCUCUCUCUCUCUCUCUCUCUCCUCCUCCUCCUCUCCUUCUCCUUCCCAUCGCCACCAGCUUCUCCGGCCGUCCGCCAUCGCUGCUGACCGCAGCAUCCGCAGCCACAGCUUCUCCGACGCCGGCGACGGCCGUUUCCCCCCCGGAGAAUACGAAUACGGAAGAGUGUGAAUCAUGAGCGGAGGCGUCGAGCCGGAGACCCCGCCGGGUAGCAGCAGCGGCGGAAGCACGCCGGUGGGCGGCAAGCCGCCGCGCCACCACCUCACGUCCAUCCGCCACUGCGCCAGCAGCGCUCGCAUCGCCGCCGCAACCGCAGAAUUCGACCUGGGUGCGGGGACGCUGAGCUUGAUCUCGCCCACGGACAUUCGCCCUGGCUUCCUGCCGGUGUUCCGUUCCGGGAGCUGCGCCGAUAUCGGUACCAAAUCGUACAUGGAGGACGAGCAUGUGUGCGUCGAUAACCUCAUCGAGCACCUGGGAGUGCGUACACCUGUGAUCCCUGCACCGGGUGCCUUCUACGGGGUGUUUGAUGGUCAUGGUGGUACGGACGCUGCUUGUUUUGUUCGGAAGAACUUACUGAGGUUCAUAAUUGAGGAUGGUCACUUCCCCAGCAGCAUAGAGAAGGCAAUCAGGAGUGCAUUUGUGAGGGCUGAUCAUGCAAUUGCGGAUUCCCAUUCUCUUGACCGCAAUUCUGGGACUACAGCAUUGACAGCACUUAUUUUUGGCAGGACAUUGCUCGUUGCAAAUGCAGGAGACUGUCGAGCGGUAUUAGGGAAGAGAGGCCGAGCUGUUGAGUUGUCAAGAGACCAUAAACCCAGCUGCAGAAGCGAAAAGAUCAGAAUCGAGAACCUUGGUGGUACUGUCUUUGAUGGCUAUCUCAAUGGUCAGCUGUCUGUAGCAAGGGCGAUUGGUGAUUGGCACGUGAAAGGUUCCAAAGGGUCCAUAAGCCCUCUCACUGCAGAGCCAGAGUUUCAGGAGGUUAGACUCACCGAAGAAGAUGAGUUCUUAAUAAUCGGCUGUGACGGGCUUUGGGAUGUGAUGACCAGCCAGUGCGCUGUCACAAUGGUAAGGAAAGAGCUGAUGACACACAACGAUCCGGAAAGAUGCUCGCAAGAGCUAGUUCAAGAGGCUCUGCGACGGAACUCAUGCGACAACCUAACUGUAGUGGUUGUGUGCUUCUCAUCAGACCCACCACCUCAGAUCGAGGUCCCAAGAUUUCGAGUACGAAGAAGCAUUUCGAUGGAAGGAUUGCAUAUGUUAAAGGGAGCUCUUGACAGUAAUGCCUGAGUUCUCAAAACCUGCCUUCUCUGGUAACUUUGGUUGUAUGAUCUUGUUUUUCUGUUGGGUCCUUGAAAGUUUUGCUCUGUUCUUUCAGCUAUAGGUUCGAAAUAAGUUGUGUAGAAUUACUGAAAUUUUGUUGAGGUGUAGGCUAAUCAUUUUGUGAGGCGAUGAUUUAUCUGUACCGGCGCCAGCAUUUGGUUGUUCACAAUGUAAUUGACCAAUACCAGCAUUCAUAUUCUGGUACAAGUGCCAGUUAUAAUAGUUGAUCAGUUUUGUUCUACUUCA
Molecule: messenger RNA, 1629 nt
Organism: Oryza sativa Japonica Group (Japanese rice)
Lineage: Eukaryota; Viridiplantae; Streptophyta; Magnoliopsida; Poales; Poaceae
Product: probable protein phosphatase 2C 47
Biological process (GO): protein dephosphorylation
Molecular function (GO): cation binding; protein serine/threonine phosphatase activity
Source: RefSeq, a predicted model, not a curated record